Calypte anna (Anna's hummingbird) is the source of this 1533-nucleotide messenger RNA. It is a transcript of the gene SLAMF6, whose product is annotated as SLAM family member 6. The record is from RefSeq and is a predicted model, not a curated record. Bases 120 to 1148 code for a protein of 342 amino acids. Gene Ontology annotation, cellular component: external side of plasma membrane. Gene Ontology annotation, biological process: T cell activation. The transcript is spliced from 8 exons. Lineage: Eukaryota; Metazoa; Chordata; Aves; Apodiformes; Trochilidae.
GCUGUCACCAACUGCUGGAUGCAGCUCACGGCCAUCUCCAUCUCAGGGGGAGGAAGAGAAGCAGCACCCAACAGCACCCCACAGCUUCCUCUCACCACCAGUACCUCUGCAGACACUGGAUGGGGAGGAUCCUUUUCUGCACACCCAUGGUUUUGUUCUGCUCCCUGCCUCUCACCCUCCUCCUCCUCCACCCAGGCACAUGCACCAAAGAUGUGACAGAGGUGCCCGGGGCUGUGGGCAAGUCUGUCACCUUCUCCCUCCCGAGUCUGAAUGGAGAAAAUACAGCCUGGAGCUUUCACAAUGAAGUCAUAGUGACUGUGAAGUCUGGAAAUCCUCCUGAAGACACACUUUUUGAUGAGAGGUACAAGUCACGUUUGACCUUCCCCCAGAAUGGCAGCGCCCUCACCAUUGCCCAGCUGAGGAUGGAAGACUCUGGUACCUACACUGCAAAGAUCUCAGGGGUAAAAAGCCUCUACAGCUUCCUCCUGCAUGUCUACAGGGAGCUGGAGGAGCCCAGGGUGACCUGCAAGGUGGAGAACUGCUCAUCCAACACCUGCAUCUACACCUUGCACUGCACUGCGGAGGCCUCUGGCUCUGGCAACAUCUCCUAUGGCUGGAGCACGGGGAAUGAGCUGUGGGGAGAGGGCCCCGAGGUGCUGGUGGAAGCCUCAGCCCUGGAGAAGCUCCCAGUGCUCACAUGCAGAGCACAAAACCCCAUCAGCACCCACAACAUCACUGUCACCUCCCCCGCUGCCCUCUGCACAGAUCUUCUUCUCCUUCAAGGCACCAACUCCAGAGGUCAGGUUGGGCUGGUGGCCGUGUUGGUGGUGGGAGCCAUAGUGAUUUUAGUGCUGGGUUUCCUUGCCAUCUACUACAAGUUCAAAGGCUGGAGGAUCUUCCCUUUGCCUGCAGCCAAGGCUCCGAGCACAGAGGCUGGAGCAGAUUACUCAACAGUUUAUGCUGAAGUUGGCCCUUCCCAGCAGCUGCACCUGCAGGGUGCCUCUCGUGCACAGCAAGAUGAUCCAAAAAAGAUGCCAAACCUUGAUGUGGAACCCUCCAAAACCAUCUAUUUCACUGUCCAGGCUGUAGCCCAGACAGAUGAUGAGAAGAUGAGCAAAGGGCUGCUGGGCUGCCAAGACCAGGAUUAAAAAAGCCUCAACUCACUGGAGCAGAGCCCAUGGCACAGCCUGACCACAGCUCCAUCACAUCCAGCCAGCCUGGUGGUGCUUUCCUCAGCCCUGCCUGCAGCAUCCCCACCACCCAGCCCUUCCCAUCACUGUGCCCUCCAGUUUCCCACCAGGCCACCCACACCAGAGUUCCACGAGCUGGCCCAGGAGCUCUGCCCAUGGGUUGGCAUCUGCCUGGGCUUUGGGCUCCUCCUUUCUGCCCUCUCCAAGCAGACACAAAGCAGAACUGGGGCUGCAAAGCAGGGACCUGAGCCUCAGGACUGGCCCUGCAGCAUCUGAUGGUGAGGAGCAUCAGGAGGAAAGGACUGAGAAGACUUGAGGAGCCUCUUAAAGCCUCUUUGAAUCA